This is a messenger RNA of Lottia gigantea (owl limpet), 690 nucleotides long. RefSeq lists its product as hypothetical. The transcript is spliced from 5 exons. NCBI's taxonomy places the organism in Eukaryota, Metazoa, Mollusca, Gastropoda, Lottiidae. The coding region runs from base 1 to 690 and encodes 229 amino acids. Gene Ontology annotation, biological process: protein modification process. The record is from RefSeq and is a predicted model, not a curated record. Gene Ontology annotation, molecular function: protein-L-isoaspartate (D-aspartate) O-methyltransferase activity. Gene Ontology annotation, cellular component: cytoplasm.
AUGGCGUGGAGAUCAAGUGGUAGCAGCAAUGAGAAUCUCAUUGACAAUCUUCAUACAAAUGGAAUUAUAAAGAAUUUAAGAGUUGUUGAAACUAUGAAAAGUGUAGACAGAGCACAUUUCUGUAAACAGAAUAGUUAUACUGAUGCUCCUCAAGGAAUAGGUUAUUCUGUUACAAUUAGUGCACCUCAUAUGCAUGCCCAUGCUCUAGAGUUAUUAAGUGAACAUUUAAAAGAAGGAAAUAAAGCAUUAGAUGUUGGUUCUGGAAGUGGUUAUCUCACCGCCUGUAUGGCUUUAAUGGUUGGUGCUAAGGGUAAAGCAGUAGGUAUUGAUCAUAUAGAUGAGUUAGUGGAAGGAUCUCUAACUAAUGUUCAGAAAGAUCCUAAACUUGGUAAAUUAUUAGAUAGAGGACAGUUAAUGUUUGUUGUAGGUGAUGGUAGACAGGGAUUUGAACCCGAAGCACCUUAUGAUGCCAUUCAUGUUGGUGCUGCGGCCCCUACCUUACCUGAAAAGCUAGUUGAACAGUUAAAACCUGGUGGUAGAUUAAUUAUACCAGUAGGAAAUCAGGGUGAAAAUCAAAAACUAUUACAAGUAGACAAACUAGCGAGUGGAGAAGUGGUGAAGAAAAAUCUAAUGGGUGUAAUAUACGUGCCUCUUACGAGUAAAGAUAAACAAGUUCCAAGGUGGAGAUAA